UACUACACAGAAGAAGUAGUUUGAGAUUAUUAGUGUUCAAUGGGAAGAUCACCGUGUUGUGAAAAAGCACAUACAAAUAAAGGAGCUUGGACUAAAGAAGAAGAUGAACGACUUAUUUCUUAUAUUAGAACUCACGGCGAAGGUUGCUGGAGAUCCCUUCCCAAAGCUGCCGGACUUCUCCGCUGCGGUAAAAGUUGCCGUCUCCGGUGGAUUAAUUACUUGAGACCUGACCUUAAACGCGGUAAUUUUACUGAAGAAGAAGAUGAACUCAUUAUCAAACUCCAUAGCCUUCUGGGUAACAAAUGGUCACUUAUAGCCGGAAGAUUACCGGGAAGAACAGAUAACGAGAUAAAGAAUUAUUGGAAUACACAUAUAAGAAGGAAGCUUUUGAGUCGGGGCAUUGAUCCUACGACACACAGGCCCGUUAACGAGCCCGGUACAACGCAAAAAAUCACAACAAUUUCAUUUGCAGGUGGAGAUCAUAAAACUAAAGAUAUUGAAGAAGAUCAUAAUAAGAUGAUAAAUGUCAAAGCUGAAUCUGGGUUAAGUCAAUUGGAAGAUGAAAUUAGUAGCAGUCCAUUUCGAGAACAGUGUCCUGAUUUAAAUCUUGAGCUCAGAAUUAGCCCUCCUUCUCUACAAAAUUACCAACAUAGCCCCUCAAGGUGUUUUGCAUGCAGUUUGGGUAUACAAAAUAGUAAAGAUUGCAAUUGCAGUAAAAACAAUAUGGGUAAUAUUGCAAGUUAUAAUUUUUUAGGAUUAAAGAGUAAUAGUGUUUUGGACUAUAGAACUUUGGAAACUAAGUGAAUUUUUAUUAUAAAUCUUUUUUUCCCUGGUGUAUUUGGGUUAAAAAAGAAGAAGAGAGAAUUGUGAAAGAUAUCGCUAUUAGUUCAAGUUCUUUCGAAUUUUCUCUUAUUUGUAAAAUUGAAAGUAUUACUAUAUAUAUCAUAUUAAGUUGAAAGGA
This is a messenger RNA of Solanum verrucosum, 961 nucleotides long. Its product is annotated as MYB-like transcription factor 4. The record is from RefSeq and is a predicted model, not a curated record. Lineage: Eukaryota; Viridiplantae; Streptophyta; Magnoliopsida; Solanales; Solanaceae. The transcript has 2 exons. Bases 40 to 804 code for a protein of 254 amino acids.